Rhipicephalus microplus (southern cattle tick) is the source of this 3441-nucleotide messenger RNA. RefSeq names its product BTB/POZ and MATH domain-containing protein rdx (gene rdx). The record is from RefSeq and is a predicted model, not a curated record. Gene Ontology annotation, molecular function: protein binding. NCBI's taxonomy places the organism in Eukaryota, Metazoa, Arthropoda, Arachnida, Ixodida, Ixodidae.
GCGACGACGUCGGGGGAGAAGCGCGCUUUCGUAACUGCGCUGCGGCCGCUGGUGGUGGUGUGUGCGUGUGCUACUUCCCGUUUGCCCACCUGUCAGGCCCGUUCUUGUUUUUGUUCUUUUCCGUCGGGCUGCCCUUCCACGUGCCGGCUCCACGCCCAGGUUACGAGCUUCGUCGGACGUAGGAGCCGCCUUUGGUGACUGCCGCCCACCUUUUUCUCAACCUCUGCGUGCCCCCGUGACUGCGCUCCACUCCUGCGAGAAAACAGAGCCACGAUCCCGUCGACUGUGGGAGCUGCUUGUUUUUGAUCGAGCGAGUCUCCGCAGCUGCGCUGACGUCGACCUAGCGUCAGCGCCGUCUGACUCGGCGCCCCGACAGCAGACGACGCGCUGCCUUCCGUCGAGUCGCCCACCGCCGCCGCCAUGGUCCUGCGCUCACAGAACGACUCGAACGCUGCGCGCGGUGAGGUGCUGCCGGAGUCGUCCAGCAGCAUGGCCAUUCCCCGCCUGCCCACUCCGCCUCCGCAGAGCGAAGCCAACACGCCCGUGGCCGAGAGCUGGUGCUACACACAGGUGAAAGUGAUCAAGUUUUCCUACAUGUGGACCAUCAACAACUUCAGCUUCUGCCGCGAAGAGAUGGGGGAAGUGCUCAAGAGCUCGACGUUUUCUGCGGGGGCCAAUGACAAGCUGAAGUGGUGCCUAAGGGUGAAUCCUAAGGGGCUGGAUGAAGAGAGCAAGGACUAUCUGUCCCUGUACCUGCUGCUGGUGUCCUGCAACAAGAGUGAGGUCCGUGCCAAGUUCAAGUUUUCCAUCCUCAACGCCAAGCGGGAAGAGACCAAGGCCAUGGAGAGUCAAAGGGCGUACCGCUUUGUUCAAGGCAAGGAUUGGGGCUUCAAGAAGUUUAUUCGAAGAGACUUCUUGCUCGACGAGGCCAACGGACUCCUUCCUGAUGACAAGCUUACUCUCUACUGCGAGGUGAGCGUUGUUGCGGACUCGGUGAACAUCUCCGGGCAGAAUAACGCUAUCCAGUUCAAGGUCCCUGAGUGCCGGCUGUCUGAUGACUUCGGGCACCUCUUUGAGAGCCAGAAGUUCAGCGACGUCAUCCUUAGUGUCAACGGCCGGGAAUUCUAUGCGCACAAGGCCAUUCUUGCAGCCCGGUCACCAGUAUUUGCGGCUAUGUUUGAGCACGAGAUGGAAGAGAAGAAGCAGAACCGUGUGGAGAUAACAGACAUGGACCACGAGGUGCUGCGAGAGAUGCUGCGGUUCAUCUACACCGGCCGAGCACCCAACCUUGACAAGAUGGCCGAUGACCUCCUGGCUGCUGCCGAUAAGUAUGCCCUGGAACGGUUAAAAGUCAUGUGUGAAGAGGCCCUGUGCUCAAACCUGUCAGUUGAAACAGCUGCGGAGGUGCUCAUUCUGGCAGACAUGCACAGCGCAGACCAGCUGAAGGCACAUGCCAUUGACUUCAUCAACACCAGGCAUGCCACGGAUGUGAUGGAGACGGCGGGCUGGAAGACCAUGAUCCACCGGCAGCCACACCUGAUUGCCGAGGCCUUCCGAGCACUGGCCACCCAGCAGAUCCCGCCCAUAGGGCCACCCCGCAAGCGCAUCAAGCAGUCCUAGGGACACAGCAGCUUUGCUCGUGCUUUAGUGGGCGGAUAUGUUUGAGGUGUAGUCAGUCCUCGUCGUGGAAGGAGAUGUGUUGGGCACCGCACUACAUUGGCUAGUCGUCGACGAGACAUCACAGCAAGGCCUUCCUCAGUUUAACACCAAGGGUGGCAUUGUUCUGCUUCCGGCACAGACGAAAACCUCUUGACAGUCAAUUUCCUAGGAUCUCGCCGUGGGAAGCAGGGUCUGCAACAAUCGAGCAGCAUAGGAGCUCGAUGCUUUGCGUGAUGCGCUCGUCUUGUCCAUUCCUUUAUCCACUCCUCACAGAUGACGCGGAGGACCAUUUUUGCAGACUCUAGCCCACCACAAUUAAGGAAGAAGAAACUUCGGAAAAGGCCGAAGCAGAAGAAUCUUCACCCCUCUCGGAUGAAGCCGUGCGCGCACAACUUUGGAUAGCGUUGCCACAGUGCAAGGUGUUUUGAGCUGGUGACGUCAAGUGUUGCAGCUAACUUUUAGCCCGUGGGGAAACUUCAGCAACAUCAUCUGUGUUGACGUGCAAGUGAGCAUGCGUGUGUGCGUGCGUGCAUGUGAAUUUUUGUUGGAGCAAGACAAGUCUGCAACUGGCGAAUGAAAGUUCACUAUCCGUGUGGUGCAAGAAUGUGGGCAUCUUGGAAGGAACUCCUUGUGUGUAAAGAAAACAAAACCAAAACUAGGAAAAAAAGGACACGACCUUUGUUUAUUUCGUUUGCAUGAAAUGACUCCUGUAAUCUCCUCUGUUUUUACUUUGUGUGUGUGUGUGUACGCGUUUUACAUUUGCCUGUCCCUCCUACAAUUGUCACAAAGCAAGUGUUGUUGUAAGGAAAAGUAAUUUAUGCAAACACUCGCGAUUUGGUGGUGGGUGGCCUCUCCGAGCUUACGUGGAAAGAAGUCCUCGAGCAUUCUUGCAGUUUUUUUUUCUCUGUUGGUUCCUAGAAGAGGACGUAACAAGGGUGCAGACAUCUCAUCUAAAUACAUGCAUUACAUGGGCUAUUCUAUUCGUGUAUCCAAUUGCCACAAACAUUAUGCAAUGCCAUCAAGGCAUCCUGAGGUUUGAAACAGAAUGUCAUUUGAUAGAAUAUAACAUACAAGGUUGAGUUCUCAAAUGUAAUGAAAAUGGCAGCUGAUCUGUUCAGUUGUCAACACACCAAUUCAGGCCCUCCUGUUGCCAAAAUAUUGUUCCCUAGAUGCACACAGCGUUGUGAAAUAAUAAUAAUAUGGCUGAUAAUAGUGCACUGCCAGUAGCGCUGAAAGGACAGAACAUGUCAAAACACGUCACUCUGCUACAAGUCACUGGUUUGGUCAUUUCCCACAGUAGCAAGCAUCUUUGUUGUGAAUAUUUAGGUUGCAAGGCCUUCCUGGCUCCACCCACCACCUCAUGAUAGUCAGUCCUGUAUAUAGCAAACAAAUGUCUGUGUUUAUUCAUGAACUUGCCAAUCACCGAUGAACGGACAAAACGGGGUUUGUUCAUUUAUCCUACACAAUGGCUGCCACACAAAUGUCGUGUUCUGCUGUGAAGACAAAGGAAACCAAAGCUUAGCACCCCUCUUCUCAGCCUGUGUGCAUUGGAAGAAGUCUUUUCGCACACGGACAAGCAUUUAAUGUGCAGCAUAGCAUUGGAGCAUUUGUGUGCGUGAAUGUUUGUUUGUUUUUAGGAAUUUUCAUUUUGGUUUCAGUGAUUCAAGACAUGGUUGUAGUACUCAUCAUAAGUUAAGAUGAAUGUUUCGCACAAUUAGAACAGUGUUGCAGCACUUUUUUUUUUAAUCGAUCACCCUGUUAAUAAAAGAAAUGCAAACCCUC